AUGGAGUUGCUGCUUGAGAAACAGUUCUUUCAUUCUUCUACUCAGCCCGCCUCUGUGGAGUGUAAUCAACGCAGAUCGAUGAACCUCACAACGCCCAAGAUAUCCUUGUUCGAGGCUGUCAGUACGCCGCGUGUGGACUCCGUUAGCCUUAAUUGGAGAGACGGCCUUAUACGAGAAAUGUCAAGAGACGUAGAUUGUCGUUAUGAGGGUGUUAUCAGAAUGGUCGGUGAGAUCUGUAGGGACCUUGAGCUUCGGUGUAACGAAAGUGAGCGUCCUCUUCGGGAGGAACAAUCAAAUUCUCGUGACCUUCAAGCAAGGCUGGAAAGCUCGGAGCGAAAGAACGCUGGAUUGGAAUUUCAGGCACGAAACCGCCAAUCAACCCUCAGCGCCCUAGAGACUGAAAGAGAUUGUCUCGCCAAUCAGGUUGAGGCGACCGAGAGACGAUUGAAAGAUUUAGGGACAAGUCUCGACAAUAUCCAUCAGGAGUUCGACCAUGCCAAGAUCGAAGCUGAACGGGCAGCACAAGCUGCCAUCGAAAGCGCUAGGCAACAAGACCUCGCGUGCCUAGCUACGAUGACGGGAAAAGAUGAGGUUUUUGAGGAGCAAUGCUUGAAGCUUGCCAGCACUGAGAAUCAUGUCAAUUCCCUUGAAUAUGAAAUAAACCGUAUGAGAGAGCUGGAUGCCAAGAAUGCCGAGAAAUUGAACAACAGGGAGACACACAUCGAAACAUUGAACAAUGCUAUUUCCGCCUCGGAACGCCGUGUCCAGGAUCUUCAACAUGAAUUGAAUCAAACAAAAGAACAAGAUGCCCGCAAUACCGCGAAGAUCAGCAACAACGAGGCCCUCAUUGAAGAGCUGAAUAGUACUAUUGUUGCGGUGAACGAAGCAUCUGACCGGAACGAGUCACUGAUAUCAGCCUUGCAGGUUCAACUUCGUAACGUGGAAGUUGACACAUCCGAACUGCGAUUGCAGCACGAGACGUACGUAUCUGCCAAAGACGCAGAAUUUGAGCGCUUAGACGAGUCUAAUCGAUCUUCGAAUGACAAAUGGCAAAGCGAGCUUGAGGUGGCGCACAGGAGGGCUGCAGCAGCCAGCGAGCAGAAUGCGGCGACGAUCGCUGGCCUACAGAGCAAGGUUAGCAAACUUCGCAAAGAGCGCGAGGAGCGGGCUAGAGAGUUUGCAGAAGCUCAGGAGCUAAGCGGUCGCCUUAUGUCCCUUAUGGGAACCACCAAGCGCCAAACAUCAUCUCAUGGGGCAGAGUUGAGGACUCUAGGGCAUGACGAGCGUGAUCUACCCUCGUCUGGUGCGAAUAGUCCAGAUCUGACAGCCGCCGAAUCACUGCAUUCACCCAACUCCAGCGCUUCCAGCAGAGCACCUAAGCGCAUCAAGAGACACCAGGACUCUAGGACUCCGACAACCCGUGCAACGAAAACUUCGAAGUCUAUUAUUACAUCGAAAGAGCACCAGCGCAGCGUUAUGAGAGUUGGUAGAGUCCCACUGGGUGACCUCGGAUCAACGCAGAGUCCGGGUCUUUUAGCAUUAAAGAAUCCAAAAUCUCGAGAACAUUAUACCCCAAAAACCGACGGCGCUGGGGAAAUACCCACAGAAAAUGACCAAGUAUCUCCGGAUCUUGACUCUGAGGAAGAGUCCUUUGGCGGAGGGGACAUUUUCACAAGCACCGAACAAGAACAGAUUCCUGCGCUGCGCAGCAAACUGCCGAGACACGAAUACGAUGAGACGACCACGGAGUUCUGA
Messenger RNA from Letharia lupina, 1755 nucleotides. RefSeq lists its product as uncharacterized. Lineage: Eukaryota; Fungi; Ascomycota; Lecanoromycetes; Lecanorales; Parmeliaceae. The coding region runs from base 1 to 1755 and encodes 584 amino acids. The transcript is spliced from 2 exons. The record is from RefSeq and is a predicted model, not a curated record.